Galdieria sulphuraria is the source of this 1201-nucleotide messenger RNA. RefSeq lists its product as uncharacterized. The record is from RefSeq and is a predicted model, not a curated record. The transcript has a single exon. NCBI's taxonomy places the organism in Eukaryota, Rhodophyta, Bangiophyceae, Galdieriales, Galdieriaceae. Bases 114 to 503 code for a protein of 129 amino acids.
CAUUCGUUUUCGAGAUUGUUACUGAUCGUUAUUUCCUAAUUGAAGUAUGAAAGUUUCUUGUUCAGAGAGAAAGUUGAGAUGUUGAACAACAUUGGAACCUUAAACAACUGAAGAUGGGCUUUAGUGAACGACCAUGGCUAUUCUUUACAUCUCAAGUUGAUUGCCAAUUCUACAAACCAUUUUGUAAAACGAAUCUUGGACAUUGUUGUCAUGAUAUUACUUCAUGUGUGGUCGACAAUUUGAAGACAGAAAUGAGUAUUCUAAAGCUCAAAGACAUUUAUGCAUUUCUUUUACCAUCGAAGGAAUUGUAUUCAUUUAUGCAGUUGAAGAAAAUACAAACACUAGACACAAUAAAAUAUGUUAUUUUGGAGGAAAUUCUAGAUUCUGGGUAUAAACAAUCUUACUGCACUUUUGUGUUUUAUCUGUUAAAAGUUAUGGUACAACACUCAAGAAAAUUCUCUCGGAAUGGAGGAUAUGCGGAAAGCUUUAGAAAGUUUCAAUGACAAUAUAGAGUUUUAAAAGCCUCAGAAUUCAAUCUUGACGCAACUUUCUCGACGAAGAUCGGGUUUAAGGACACAAGUCGAGAGACCUUGAGAUUCUAAAACGAAUAGUCAGAUACAUAAAUAACUUAAAAAAUAUAGAAAAAGUCAAUACAACGGCUUGAGUUGCAUAAUAGCGAUAGAAGCACUGAGUGAAAAGAAGGGGAACUUCACCGAGGUAACGAGUUGGGAAAUCAAGCGAUGAAGCCUAGUCAGGAUAUCCAAAAGAUGCCAUAGUGGCCACUUUUAUAAGAUCCACUCUACUACUGAAAAGUAACAGCACAGAGUACUUGUUAAUAUACUUGGCUUUCCGUUUUUCAUGGUUUCUUGGAUUGGCUCAAGAAGAACACUCAAUCAGUGGAGUACUUUUUCUUCCUACAGUCUUUCAAAAUACACUUUGCAAAACAACCUCCAUCUUUAAUAACUUGUAUGACUGGGAGGUAGUUUUGCUGAACUAAAACGAUCGAAGACGACUUUUGAAGAGCUUGAAGAGUCUGAAUAGACCAGUCCAAGCCAUUUUAAAAAAAGGACAAGAAAUGUAUACUAACUUCCUCAAUACUUUGCCUUUUUAUAGGCUUGUCGUUUCUUUUACAGCGAACGGAUAGUUUUUGGAGAAAAUCUUUCAAGGUUUACUCGAAUUCAAUGAAGGGUCAAUGAAUGGU